AUGACUACAUAUAGCGAAACACAAAGACCUCGUAACGUUCUAUAUACAGUUGCCAAUGGUCCAUAUACAGAUAUUCCAUCAAAUUCAGUUUUACAAGCAUUUGUCACUGCUUAUAAUAAUCAUGAAGAUUUAAUUUUAUCUCCGGAUGAUAUAUGGAUGGUAAUUUGUAUCAAUUAUGCGCUACAUGUGAAUGAAAAUGCUGAGCAACUUCGACAUUUAUUUGUUGAUCAUCAAGGGAAAAAACAAUUAACUAUUCGAGAACCACCCGGCAAAGAGGAAUGUGAUUGGACAGAUUUUUUUGAUAGGAUUAAACAAGAGAUUGAAAAGAAUAUAAAAGGUACAAUUGUUUCUACGUUAACAUCCAAUUUUUCGACUACAGGUAAAGUUGAAGCAAUAUUAUCCAAUACAUGUAUCAUGGAUACAUUACAAGAUUAUUUUGAAUAUGAUCGAUGUAUGACAGCAUGCGGGAUAAGAGAUAUCAAAUUUAUGGGUACAUUAGAUGAUUGGAAAUUGUUACGAGAGAAAACAGAACAAAUGAAAGCAUAUUCGCAACAAAUAUUUCAUGAGUAUGUUGAUAAUUUGUUACCCGUGUUAGAUGAAUUUAUUCAAACAUAUCAAAAUAAAGUGAAUUUGGAUUGGUGGAAUAAAGUAAUGGAUAUUAAAUCUACAACAGGUAGUGGUGCAUGUACUUACAUUAGCGGAUGGAUAUUACGAUUAUUCUUCCUUUAUGUGGAAAUGAUCAAUGAAGUUACAGGUUUACAAAACACGUGUUAUGUUGUUGGUGGAUUUCAUGGUGUUAAUUAA
This is a messenger RNA of Didymodactylos carnosus, 804 nucleotides long. Lineage: Eukaryota; Metazoa; Rotifera; Eurotatoria; Philodinida; Philodinidae. The record is from the annotation of a GenBank genome assembly.